AUGGAAUUUGUUUUGUUUUAUGUGAACGGACACGAAGAAAAAUCUAGUUUAGCUUUUGUUAUAGAUAGAACUAGUUCAAUGGGAAAAGAAAUAAUUCAAGUGAAGAAAACCACGGAUAUAGUUUUUAAUAAUGUAAUUAAUUCAAAAACAAAUCAUAUAGAUAAUUUUGUUUUAGUUACUUUUGAUGAUCCUAAUGUGCAAGUACGUACUGACACCCGAAAUACAGAAGAAUUCAAAAAAGCUCUAAACGAAAUUGAGCUGGUAAAGGGAGGUGAUUGUCCUGAAGCUUCUAUGUCAGGCAUUGAACAAGCACUGGAGAUCACUCAUCCUAACUCAUUUAUAUAUGUAUUCACUGAUGCCUCUGCUAGUGAUUAUAAAAAAAUGGAAGUUGUUAAAAGUCUCAGCCAGAAAAAGUCAACUCAGGUGAAUUUUCUUUUGACCGGACGCUGUAGAUUUUCUUCGGAAAAACGUUUUGUUGUUUACGAUGAGCUAGCAGAGGCGACAUCGGGACAUGUCUUUAAUAUUGAAAAAGAUGACGUUGCCAAGGUUAUAGAUUUUGUCGCGAAUUCUUUAAAAUCUAAAAUUACUGUACUAAAGCGAAAAAAAUUUGUGGACAAAUUUGACCAAAAAGUUCAAUUCACAAUAGAUAAAGAAAAAAACCACGUUCCUCCACAAGUUUCGAUUCUAGGAGAUUCGCAUGUAAAUUUAGAAUUUUAUGACGUAAUAUCGAUAAAAUGUCAAGUUCGUGCAAAUCCGAAGCCAAAUAUUACAUGGAUGGAUAAUGAUGGUAAUUUUUUUGAAUCUAAGGUUAUGGAAUUGGACUCUCCCAAGUAUUUGAGUAUUUUAAAUAUAACAAAAGCUGAUAAGAAUACUACAUUGACUUGUAAGGCUAAAAAUGAGGAAGGUUACGACGAAAAAUCAGUGGUCUUAGAGGUAAAACAAAAUAUGUUUUUGAAUAUAUUGGAAUAUCCAAAAGAUAUUAAAAUAGAGUACAAGAAAAGUGAAGAACUAAAAUGUAAAGUCGACGCCUAUCCACCUGCUGAAAUUUCUUGGUAUAGAAAUAAUGAAAAACUAAGUAACAAUACAGAUUUAGAAAUUGCACCGGAUAAUACAACGUUGAGGAUAAAACAAAUGCAACCUUAUUUAACAGGGAAAUAUUAUGUCCAAAUAUCUAACGGGUUUAAAACGGAAAAAACUGAAUUCAACGUCUCUAUAGUUGGUGCAGAAGAAAAAGUUCAGGUUUCUCCACAAGUUAGAAUUCUAGGAGAUUCGCAUAUAAAUUUAGAAUUUAAUGACGUAAUAUCGAUAAACUGUCAAGUUCGUGCAUAUCCGAUGCCAAAUAUUACAUGGAUAGAUAACGAUGGUAAUUUUUUCGAAUCUGCGGUUAUGGAAUUAGAAUCUGCCAAGUACUUGAGCACUUUAAAUAUAAAAAAAGCUGAUAAAAGUACUACAUUGACUUGUAAAGCUAAAAAUGAGGAAGGUUACGACGAAAAAUCAGUGGUCUUAGAGGUAAAACAAAAUAUGUUUUUGAAUAUAUUAGAAUAUCCAAAAGAUAUUAAAAUAGAGUACAAGAAAAGUGAAGAACUAAAAUGUAAGACCGAUGCCUAUCCACCUGCUCAAAUUUCUUGGUAUAGAAAUAAUAAAAAACUAAGUAACAAUGAAGAUUUAGAAAUUACACCGGAUAAUAUAACGUUGAGAAUAAAACAAAUGCAACCUUACUUAAAAGGGAAAUACUAUGUCGAAAUAUCUAAUGAGUUUAAAACAGAAAAAUUUGUAUUCAACGUCUUUAUUGUUGGUGCAGAACCUCCAAUAAUUAAUAAAACAAUUGCAACAAAUUUUCCUAUCAAGGGUUCAGAUCUAGAUAUAUAUUGCAGCAUUAUCAAAGGUAAACCGGAACCUGUCAUUUCAUGGUCGUAUAAAAAAUUUGAUUCUUCGACUAAAUUUGAAGAUCUAGUUACUGAAAGUGAUAACGUUCUUCACUUCAAGCAAGUUGAAAUAAAACAUAGUGGAGUUUACAGGUGCAUAGCCAAAAAUGACUUAGCAUACGACAAAUUCGAAAUUGAAGUAGUUGUUGAAUAUGCUCCGGUUAUAAAGAAGUCAAAUUCCAGAGUAAGAAUAAAAAUUGGGGAAAAGGCAACGUUACCUUGUGAAGUAAGUGGAACUCCAAGACCUACUGUGCAUUGGUUUGUCAAUAAUACGGAAGUUGAAAAAAUUUCAAGUAAAUAUUUCAUUACCAGAAAAAAUAACUUAAGUUUUACAGUUUCAAUUAAUGAUGGAGGUGAUUAUUCAUGUCGGGCGCAAAAUAAAAUUGGUGUCACGGAGCGAAAAAUAAAAGUGUUUCCUUUUAUGUCUCCAACAAUAGAUCCCCCUGAUUCAAGUAACAUAACUUUAAGAACAGGAGAACAAUUAAAGUUGACAUGUAAGGCCCAUGGUCUUCCGGAACCGAAGAUUAAAUGGUUAUAUAACAAUUUUGAUCAGAGAAUGAUGCAGUCAGUGAAGAAAAGUGUUAAUAGUACAUAUGAAAUCAAAGUGCAGUUAUAUGAUGCUGGAGAGUAUGUUUGUGAGGCCAGGAAUUCAGGAGGUCAGAGCCAAAUGUCAAUCUUUGUACAUAUUGCAGCUGCCCCGCAAUUUAAACCUAUGCCCAACAUUUUGGAAAGCGUUGUAGGUGACUUGGUGUUAUACGUACCAUGUGACACACUUAAUUUUCCUAUACCAACUAUUAGUUGGGAGUACAAAACAAAUGAAAGAACAAAAGGAAAGACUAUAAUAAGUGAAGGUAUGGGUGAAUAUAUUAUUAACAGUUCUAACACUCUGAUACUAAAGAAAAUUACCAAAAAUAGCGAAGGCCUAUAUAAGUGUAUCGCCAAAAAUGCUUAUGGUAGUGCUUCUCAUGAAUACGAAAUACAGAUAAGAGAUUUUCCAUAUGCACGUACAGAAGAUGUAAUGAAAACUACUACAUAUAUUGAGAGAAGUACUGGUACACUCAACUGUCCAGAUAUCAGUGUUUAUGGUGAACAUUAUACCCGCUGGUACAAGGAUGGAUAUUUAAUCAAGAACUGUACAGAUACUCCUUGUACCUUAAAAUUAUUUGACAUGACAAAUGCUGACAGUGGUGUAUAUUCUUGUCGUGUCAGCACAAUGGAUGGCUCAUACUCAACUCAUAUGAAAAUCAUUGUAGGUUUUGAGCCAUAUUUCAGAGGUGAAGUAAAAAAAAAUAUACCUUUUGAAGAAAACGGCGAUGUGUCUUUAGAUUGUAGCGCUUAUGGAGAACCUGCCCCUACGAUAAAAUGGUUUAAGGCUUCAAAAAAGAUAUUAGAAAAAAACUCCCAUUUUAACUUUAAAAUGACUUCUGAUUGUAUUGGAAAAUAUGAAUGCAUUGUAAGCAACAUUUUUGGCACUAUUAGACGCAUCUUUGAAAUCCAAAGUGAUCUCGUAUGUCCAAUGAAUAUGACAUUUAAUAGAAAUAUGCCACUCUUUCUGGAACCUAAUUCUACAUGGAUAUUGACUGAUAAAAAAACAAUAAAUACUGAAAUUAAAAUAGAUUGUGUAAAUGAAUAUAUAUCCGAUGGUGAAAGAAAAUUCAUUUCUCCACUAUGGGCGAAAUGCAUUGGAAAGACCAUAUUUAAAACAGAUUUUGGAAACAUCGACAUAUCAAAACUGAAAUGUGACCGUCCUAUCAAUAUAGCAAUAAAAGGUACCAAUGAACCCUGUAUUAAGGGUAAUUCUGAACUAGUACAAGUUGGAUUUCAAGUGAAAUCAUCUUUCCUAAGUGUAUAUGAUGUUUGUAUUGAUAAAAUCAAAAAUUAUCCAUGUUUUAUAAAAUAUGCUUUGAAUGAAAACAUGGCAAAUAGUACACCAACAGAAUUAGUACACUACGUUGAAUCUUCAUAUAUGCCAUUUAAAUUUGAGGAUCUAUACGAUUGUAGCAACCAACUGAAAUCUAUUUAUGCUAAAACUGGCGUAAAUUUAAGUGAAGGUAAUAAGUGCUGUUUUACCAGAAAGCAGCUUGUGAGUCCAAAGGACAUGUUGCCAGGAAUAGCUCAAAUAGCAACUUAUACUUACGUGAAUGUUAUUCCCCAAUGGAGCACUUGUGGAACGGAGAACUGGGACGAAGUAGAACGACGUGUAAGAUUUCUUGCUAAGUCGAGGAGCACUUUAUUGGAAGUGUGGACAGGAACUUCGGAAUCAAUAAAACUCCCGAAUCAAAAAAUCGAUACAUUUGUUACAAUAAAUGAUAAAUAUGAUCGUAUACAAAGAGUUCCACGUUUUAUAUGGAAGUUAGUGAUAUAUAGACAAAACCCACGAGAACGAGGGAAUGAAGAAGGAAUCGCAAUUGUUGUAAUGAAUACUCCAAACCUAGAAGUUACAGAAGCUCUAAAGCAAAUUCCUUGCAAAAGGGAUAUUUGCAACAAAACAAAGUGGAUGUAUGGCUCUCAAUGGCAUGAUCCUUCAAAGGGUUUCGUGUUUUGCUGCAAUGUUAAGGAAUUUAUGACAGCAUUUCAUUAUGACAAUCUCUUUCCAAUCAUGAAACCUUUAGAG
Messenger RNA from Brenthis ino (lesser marbled fritillary), 4539 nucleotides. Lineage: Eukaryota; Metazoa; Arthropoda; Insecta; Lepidoptera; Nymphalidae. The record is from the annotation of a GenBank genome assembly.